AUGAGCAACCCCGUCGACUCCAAGUCGCCCCGCGACGACGACCCGUCCAAGGUCGAGACCUAUGUCGCCGACCAUGUCGCCGACAUCGACGAGAAGAUGAAGCCCUCGCAGAUGAAGGUCGAUGCCAUGGAGGCCGAGCAGGCCGAGCAGAACAUGGGAGUGCUGGAGGCCGUCAAGCUCUACCCCAUGGCUUCUCUCUGGGCUUUCAUCAUGUCCACGACCAUCAUCAUGGAGUCGUACUGCGUCUUCCUCAUGGGCGCCUUCGUUGCCAUGGAUCAGUUCAAGAAAGAGUAUGGCGUCCGAGACAGUAAGGGCAAAGACCAGAUUGAGGCCUCGUGGCAGUCCGCGCUGCAGGUGGGCGGCCCCCUCGGCGCCAUCAUCGGCGUCUGCAUCGCCGGCCCCAUCACCAGCCGCAUCGGGUACCGCUGGGCCACCAUCGGCGGCCUCAUGCUCCUCAACGCCUUCAUCUUCGUCUUCUACUUCGCCAACUCGCUCGCCGUCAUGUUCGUCAGCCAGCUCCUCGAGGGCGUGCCCUGGGGCAUCUUCAUCGCCAACGCCCCGGCCUACUGCAGUGAGAUUGUGCCCAUGAGGCUGAGAGCCCCGGCCACCCAGAUGCUGCAGAUGUUCUGGGCCAUUGGCGCCAUCAUCGUCGGUAGCGUCUGCUACGUCUACGAGGCCAAGGCCGACUCUAGCGCAUACAGAGUCCCCAUCGCGCUUCAAUGGAUGUUCCCCACGCCCCUCGCCAUCCUCCUUUACAUUGCUCCCGAGUCACCGUGGUGGCUGGUUCGCAAGGGACGCAUCGAGGAGGCCAAGGUUGCCGUCCGCCGCCUCGGCCGUGCUGAGGCCAAUGCCAACCUCGACGAGUCCGUCUCCAUGAUGCGCCGCACGAUCGAGCUCGAGGCUUCCGAGAAGGAGCCCGGCUACCUCGAGCUGUUCAAGGGCACCGACACGUACCGCACCCUCAUCGUGUGUGGUGUGUAUGCCGCCCAGAACCUUACGGGUAAUCUGAUCGCCAACCAGGCCGUUUACUUCUUCAGACAGGCGGGUAUCGACUCGAACCUUGCCUUCGCCCUCGGUCUCAUCACUUCCGCCCUCCAAACCAUCUUCGUCAUGCUUUCCUGGAUCCUCACGACAUACCUCGGCCGACGCACCAUCUACGUCUGGGGCUCGCUGAUCAACGUCAUCUUCCUCAUCGCCCUUGGUGUCGCGGGCUCUGUCGGCGACUCCACGUCUGCCUCUUUGGCGAUGGCGUCCCUGGGUCUCAUCGUCUCGGUCGGUUUCACGCUGGGACCUGCGCCCGCUUCGUGGGUCAUCAUUGCCGAGACGUCGUCUAUUCGCCUCCGUCCCCUCACGACCGGUCUUGGACGUGCCGCCUACUAUGUCGUCAACAUUCCUUGCAUCUUCCUCUCCACUUACAUGCUCAACUCGACGGGCGUGGACCUCGGUGGCAAGUGCGGUUACGUCUGGGGCGCAACCGGUUUCUUCUGUUUCGUCGUCUCCUACUUCUUCUUGCCCGAGAUGAAGGGCCGGUCUUUCCGCGAGAUCGACAUUCUCUUCAAGCGCCGCGUCCCUGCUCGCCAGUGGAAGAAGACCGUCAUCGACAUCUUCGACGACGAGUAG
This is a messenger RNA of Colletotrichum higginsianum IMI 349063, 1620 nucleotides long. Its product is annotated as MFS maltose. Lineage: Eukaryota; Fungi; Ascomycota; Sordariomycetes; Glomerellales; Glomerellaceae. Gene Ontology annotation, molecular function: carbohydrate:proton symporter activity. The transcript is spliced from 5 exons. Bases 1 to 1620 code for a protein of 539 amino acids. Gene Ontology annotation, cellular component: membrane. The record is from RefSeq and is a predicted model, not a curated record. Gene Ontology annotation, biological process: carbohydrate transport; transmembrane transport.